UUCCUAACUGUAUACAGAUUACAUAGUAUUGUAUUUUACAUCAAAAUAAAAAUAAAUAAAAAACUCGAAAAAGGAAGGGAAGCCAAGUGAUUAUCGAUUCGAUUCGCCAGUGAAGCUAAAAUUAGGGUUUGGUCUUCUCACUCCACCAUAGCCGUUCCUCUUUCUCUCUCUUCUUAUUGAUUUUUUGAGAGAGUAAAGCUUUCAAGAAUGGCGACCAUAGUUCCAACAACCGAGGAAGAUCCCGCUCUCACCGUCGUCCGUUUUGUUUCCGAGCUUGCUUGGGCCGACGCCGGUACCGAGGUGGCACAAGCACAAGUUGCGAGAUCAAGCCAGGAAGCGCAGGAAUGUAUGGCGAUGGAGAGAUGGAUUGAUUUGGCAUCCCUAAUUUUGACGUCCGCGGAUUUGGUUUUCUCUAAGGUUGCUGAGAAAGAUACUGAGUGCAUCUACACUGUAAUUUGCAACCUUGUCACAAAGUCUGAAAAUCCGGAGGAGGUUUUGGAGAUUGUGAAGCUUAUAUCUGCUAAAAUUGUUCAACAUCCAAAUGAGAAGCCUACUCUGCGACUAAAGAUAUUGUUCAAUCUGUAUAACCUUCUUGAAGACGCAUACAGCCGUUUCCAUGUUUACUUAAAUGUCCUCAAUCUGGCAGCAAGUGGUAAAGUUACUGAGCAUGUUAUUCCUUCCAUCAAGAAAAUCGACAGUUUCUUGAGUGAAUGGAAUCUUAGCGUCCAAGAUCAGAGAGAGCUUUUUCUUGCAGUUUUCAACGCUCUAAAAGAAAGUAAAAGCUCUGGAAAGGAAUCAUUCAAUUUUCUUUCGAAGUAUUUGGCAACUUUUUCUCCUGAGGAUGAACAAGCAAUGAUUGAGGCCAAAGAGGAGGCUGCCAACGCUAUUAUUGAAUUUGUGAAGGGACCUGAUAUGUUUCAGUGUGAUUUGCUGGAUAUUCCAUCAGUAACACAGCUGGAGAAUGAUGCUAAAUACGCACUGCUAUAUCAACUGCUAAAGAUAUUCCUCACUCAGAGGCUGAAUGCUUACUUGGACUUUCAGGCAGCAAACUCUACCUUGCUGAAGGACUACGGCCUUGUUCAUGAAGAUUGUCUGGCUAAGAUGAGGCUGAUGUCGUUAGUGGAUCUUGCCUCUAGUGAGUCGGGGCAUAUUCCAUAUGCUCUUAUCAAGGACACACUUAGCGUCAAUGACAAUGAGGUAGAAUAUUGGGUUGUUAAAGCCAUUACUGCGAAGUUGCUCGACUGCAAGAUGGACCAGAUGAAUCAGGUUGUCAUUGUGAGUCGUUACACUGAGAGAUUGUUUGGGCAACAACAAUGGGAUAACCUUCGAUCAAAGCUAGCAACGUGGAGGGGAAAUAUAGCUAGCGUUAUCAACACAAUUCAAGCUAACAAGGUAACCGAGGAUGCCACACAGGCAAUGCAGAGCAUGACAGUUCGUUGAGAUUUAGUUUGAUAUUUUCUUCCUGUCAGUGAGUUACACCGUCAGAAAUCUAAAUUAAGGGCACAUUAGUUGUAAUUACCCUUUAAUGUGUGGUGGAAUUGAAAUUCAAUUCUGCCGGAGAUUUUGACUGAGGUUGCUUUGUGUUCUAUAUUUGUUCUUCAAUUUUGAUUUGUUUCGGUAGACAAUUUCUUCUACUGCAA
Messenger RNA from Spinacia oleracea (spinach), 1640 nucleotides. RefSeq lists its product as uncharacterized. Gene Ontology annotation, biological process: cytoplasmic translational initiation. Gene Ontology annotation, molecular function: translation initiation factor activity. Bases 208 to 1440 code for a protein of 410 amino acids. The transcript has 10 exons. Gene Ontology annotation, cellular component: cytoplasm; eukaryotic translation initiation factor 3 complex. The record is from RefSeq and is a predicted model, not a curated record. Lineage: Eukaryota; Viridiplantae; Streptophyta; Magnoliopsida; Caryophyllales; Amaranthaceae.